AUGUAUUGUGAACAAAAUAAUCGAUUAAUAAUCUAUCAUGAUUAUCAUUUUCAUCAAGCUUAUCCUAUUGAAUAUCAAAAACAAGAAAUCAAUAGACAUAUUGAGAUUUUACAACAAUGGCUUGAAAAUAAUAUCGACAAAGAUUCAAUUGAUGAUGAAACAGACAACUAUUUUGAUUGUAUUGACAAAGAAGAAUUCGACAAUGAUGUUGAUAAUCAAUAUUUAGCAAUCAAUUGUCAAGAUCAUCUAUACGAUAAUAAUCUUGUUCAGAUAUUUACUAACGAUUAUUCAUGGAUCUCUGAGAUUUGGUUAUCAAUACAUCGAAAAACUGGUAAAUUACGUCGUUUUCUCAAUUAUUUUAAUCAAUCUAGAAAACGAUCAUUAACAAAUAUAGUUGAAGAGUUCGUUCGUAUAUACGGUGGAUCCUUUAAUCAUCCAAUUGGUUCUUGUUUUCAUAUAUCAUAUGCAAAUGAAAAAUGGCUUCUUAUUUUAAAAAAUAUCAAACUUGUCAAAUAUCCAGCAUAUCCAUAUCCUCAAACACGAAUUAUUUUUAUUCGUAAAGGUGUUUCAUUUAUAGCAAGAUAA
Messenger RNA from Rotaria sordida, 585 nucleotides. Lineage: Eukaryota; Metazoa; Rotifera; Eurotatoria; Philodinida; Philodinidae. The record is from the annotation of a GenBank genome assembly.